Papaver somniferum (opium poppy) is the source of this 1605-nucleotide messenger RNA. Its product is annotated as O-acyltransferase WSD1-like. Gene Ontology annotation, cellular component: plasma membrane. The record is from RefSeq and is a predicted model, not a curated record. Gene Ontology annotation, molecular function: long-chain-alcohol O-fatty-acyltransferase activity; diacylglycerol O-acyltransferase activity. The coding region runs from base 1 to 1605 and encodes 534 amino acids. Gene Ontology annotation, biological process: triglyceride biosynthetic process. NCBI's taxonomy places the organism in Eukaryota, Viridiplantae, Streptophyta, Magnoliopsida, Ranunculales, Papaveraceae. The transcript has 4 exons.
AUGUAUAUGUAUAAGAGAUCAGAAACAAAAGAGCCAGAGGAGAAACUAACUGCAAGAGUGACUAGAGAGCUAGAAACAAUGGAGAAUCACUACAACAACGAAACAAAUAGGGAUGAAGAAACAAGUCCCCCAGUGAGUCCAUUAUCACAGAGCUUUAAUAGCACAACAAUAUCUUUAAACAUUUUUGCUAUUUUCGAACUAGAGACACCGAUUACUGAGUUUGAAGUACUAAAAUUCUUGCUCAACCAUUUUUUGCCAUCGAGUAUUCGUUUUUCUUCAAUUAUGGAGAAAAACUGGAAAGGUAUUGUUAGAUGGAGAAAAGUCGAUGUUCAAGUGGAAGAUCAUUUGAUCGUUCCGACAUUCCCUCUUGGUUUAACCAGUGAAAGGUACGACAAUUACUUGAGAGAAUACUUAUCAAAAAUAUGUUGCGAGAAUUUUUCAGACGACAAACCAUUAUGGGAAGUUCAUUUAGUUAAGUACCCAAGUUUAAGUGGUGCUUGUACGAUGAUCUUCAAGUUAAGUCAUGCAAUUGGUGACGGCUAUUCUUUUAUAAGAGUGUUUUUCAUGUCUUUCGGAAGAGCUGAUAAAUCUUCAACUCCACUAACUUUUCCGCGAGUAACAUUGAUAAAAUCACAGCAACGAGAUGAUGGUAAUCGAUUAAUAGGACUUGGAAAGAAGUUGUUCGAGUUAAUGCAUAAGUGCACGAACACAUCUUUUGACGUCAUGGAAACCUUGCUGAGAACAACGUAUUAUGAAGAUCGGCCGUCUGCAAUACGUUCAGAGACAUCGGCAAAAGGAAAGAUGGAGUUGUUCAGGCCUCUUAACAUCCACUCGUUAACAUUAUCACUUGAAAGAGUUAAGAAAGUUAAAACCAAGCUUGGAGCGACGAUGAAUGAUGUAAUCAUUGGACUACUGUCGUAUAUCAUUCACUUGUACGCAGUGAGAAAAAACAAGAAUAUGGAUCAGUAUGGUGAAGAUGGCUUGAAGAAGGACUCUAUUAAUGGUGGCACAAAUACAAGCAUGACCAUAUGUGUCACUCUUAACAUGAGAAUAUUUAAGGGUUUUACAAACAUUGAAGAUAUGAUAAGGGCAGACGCGUGGGGGAACCAUACUAGACUCUUGUUCACGCCAUUACCGACUUCUAGAAAUCUCGAGGAAGUUAACCCUCUUGAUUUUAUUUUCAAAGCAAAAGAUAUUAUGGAUAGAAAAAAGAAAUCCAUGAUCUUUUAUCUUAUUGAUUCAUUAUUCCUAAAGGCUGCAAUGUGGGCAAAGGGGCAAAAGGGGUUAGAUGGAUUGCUGUAUUCAAGCUUUAAGAAUACAAGCACUUUUAUAUCAAGUGUUAUAGGUCCAAAAGAGCAGAUGGCUAUCAUGAAUCAUCCUGUUAGCAGUUUUUACUACUUCAUGUCGGGUAUACCUCAGAGUAUAACGUUCACAUCAGUGAGCUGCAUGGAACAAUUGAAGCUUGUGGUAACAAUGGAAAAAGGCUUUAUUGAUUCAGAACUUUUCAUUUCUUGUAUGGACGAAGCCUUUGAAAACAUUUUUCAAGCAACAUUUGGAAAUCAUCCAGGCAAGGACGACAAUGAAAUCAAGAAAAAAUACAGCUAA